UUCACAUGCCAGAUGUAGAGCGUGGCAGUCGUUGUUGCCCCAGCAACCCUAAUCAAUCGGGGAAGGCGCGGCGAGAGUGCAACACAAGAGCCCCGCCAGACCCUCGACACACGCGCAUCUUUCUGCCACAACGACAACGACACCAGGUAAGGCACUGGGCUCCUUCUGUACAUUGGUUUUGGAUUCUUUCUUUUCUUGAGAUACCCCACCGGCGUCAUGGGCUCCGACGACAUUGUCGACUUCGAGGUCAUCGAAAACUCGAAGGAAAACAUUCAGGCCAUUCCCAGCGGCCGCUCUGCCAGAGCACUCGCACAACUUUACACACCACCGCUAGGCGCAAAGCCAGGUCACACACCGUCGCCGCUUCAAACACAAGAUGCGCACAGCGCAAGGCGAUUAGAGUUCGAGAAGGAGCUCAUGAACAUCGACGACUCAGAUGACCCACUCGACAUCUACGACCGAUACGUGAAGUGGACACUGGACGCAUACCCCUCCGCACAGAACGAUAAACAAUCGCAGCUUGGACCGCUUCUCGAGCGCGCAACAAAAGCCUUUCAGUCGUCCUCACACUACAAGAACGACCCUCGCUAUCUGAAACUUUGGCUACACUACAUCAGACUCUUCGCCGACACACCGCAGGAGAUCUUUAGGUUUCUUGCGCGCCACAACAUCGGCGACGGGCUCGCGCUAUACUACGAAGAGUAUGCAGCAUGGCUUGAGGGGGCCGGGCGAUUCUCCCAGGCCGAAGAGAUCUACAGCUUGGGCAUUGAGAAGGAAGCGCGGCCAACCGAACGCUUGGUCCGCAAGUAUGGCGAGUUCCAGCACCGUUUCGAAAGUCGACCACAGGACGUUCCCGAGCCCUCGAGCCCAGCUCUGCCCGCUGUGCGCCCAGCUCUGGCUGCGAAGAUCGACCCUUUCGCCCCUGCCUCGCCCGAACCGCAGGCCCAGAGUCAGCCGAAGGCAGCAAAGCCAAAGUCUGGCAAGCCCAAGAUGGCCAUCUUCUCUGACGAGGGAGAGCCAGCACGAACAAGCUCGAGCGGGAGCGGCAAAGGUUGGGACAGCAUUGGGACAAUCGCAGACCGCAAGAAGGAAAACACACAGGAGGCUCGACCCUGGGCUGGUGAGACGCUGAAGGGUGGAAAGACCAACAAGGGUGCGGGCAAGAUGAUGAUUUUCAAGGAUGAGACCAAAUCACAUCUUAAUGACGAAACAUCCAUACCCCACCCGCUGCGUGAACAGUUGCAAGCCAUCAACCCGAAAACAGGCCGAGUCGAAGUUGUGUUCGUUGACUUGGAGCAAGUAUAUCCUAAUCAUAGAGAUCCCAUGUCAGUGGAGUUCUCAUUCGAAGAGCUGCGAGCUAGGCACAGAGGUUGGCUUGACCGCGACUGGGCAACUAUCCGUCGCGAAGAACAAGAGCAGGCCAGGAAGGUCGCUGAAGAGGCUGCUGCUGCACAGCUGCCUAAGCCCAAACCCGCACCUUUGGCACCCAAGCAAGAACCUCUAGGACUCAAACAAGAUGCGCAGAAACCUCCGAAGCCGCAGACCGUACCUCUAAAAGGCGGCGAAGAUGAUGUGCUGGCUGGCGACGAUGAGAACAGGCCGCCUUCGCAAGCCGACGUUGAGAAGGCGAAGGCAGCUAAGAAGGCACGGAAGGAAGAGCGCGCGAACCGAACCCGUAAGAUCCAAGUCAUGGACGUCAAGGAGAUCAGCGGAGAAACACAAACGAUCCAAGCGAAGCUAGAUUCGCCUUCGAAGAAAUCAAAGGUUCGCCGGAAGAAAGGCGGUCGUGAAGCUACGAUGACUCUUCACACAAAGGAGGCGAUGGAUGAUAUCUACGAGAUCUUCAACCAGCCGUUGAAUAAGCCUGAAGAGGAGGUUGCAGAGCCACAGAGUGAAGAGGUGAGCACUGAAGAUGAUGAGAGUGACUACACAAGUGGUGCAGAAAGCACAGCAACUCGCAGCGAAUUUGGUGACGAGACGACAGUCGGCGGCGACUUCACACUGGGUACAGUGAUCGGUGACAACGACUCCGACGAUGGCAGCGGCAGCGGCAGCGAAGCAGACCACACGGAGGUCGAAAACACAGAACUUGACAACACCGAUGUCAGAAGUGUUUCGGCUUGGUCUGACCUUACUGAGAGCAAGGACGCUAAAGACGAUGAGGAGGAUGACGAGGACAACAAUAACGACACUGUCCGCUUCGCCCGAACAAAUGACGAAUCUGAACACUCAGAAGACGAGUCUUUCGAGCAGGUGACACAUCCGUUGGUCAACUGGGAAGAGCAGUAUGAGCCGGAGGUGACAACUCCCACAUCACCGGAAGCACCAGCAUCACUGCCCACUCGUUUCGUACCAGUUCCACCGGAAGACCAUAACUACCCAAUGAGGCCAUACCGAGAUUCAAUGCAGGCUGCGAACAACCGUCUACCCUUCAUGACCCCAAUCGUAGAGAAGACAGAGUCAUCUUUGGGUUUUGCAACUGCUUACGCUCAAAAGGAACAGUUGAACGCUAAGACGCCAUCACGAUCGAAGGGCGACCUCAUUAUCUUCGAGGAUGGGGAUGAAGAUGAGCCUGGUAGUAGCCCCUUCCAGGAUCUCCUUGGACAAGCUAUUGAUGGCCCAGGUAAAAUUACGAAACUGUCACUCAGGCAGUCGGAGCCAUCACCCAGUGAACUUCUCGCCGCAACUGUUGAUGAACCAGCACGAAAACCUCUCGCCGCAAAGCCUGCUGUGUUCAGGGAUCCGAAGCCCACGGGACCAAUAAUUCAGGACAUGCAAUGCAACCCGGUGGGCGAAGAUAUCCGCAACAUGAUCUUGCAAGAAAUUCAGCCGCCUCUUGACAGCUAUGAUGGCUACUUUGCAGACACAGAGGCGGUCAGUGGAAAGGGUCUUGAGAUCCAAAAGUACACAAAGGCGGUAAAAAAGAUAAAGAACAAUGCCCAGGACAAGACGAUAACGAACCUGGCUGCUCCGCCUAAGCUCGUGUUUGAAGGAUCGGAUCGGACGUACACUGUCAAACGAGAGCUCGGCAAGGGAGCAUUCGCUCCAGUAUACCUCAUCGAAAGCACACCGAAGGACGAGGAGGAUGAGAACGCACACGCGCAAAUGGGCAAGGGCGACUUCGGUCUCAAGCGUCGGUCUCUGGAAGCUCUGAAGAUGGAAGAUCCCCCCACGCCAUGGGAGUUCUAUGUCAUGCGACAAGCAAAGCGCCGACUCGGAGUAUCUCGAGCAUCUGACUCCAUUGUUCACGCAUACGAAAUGCAUGUCUUCCGGGAUGAAUGCUACCUGAUCGAAGAGUUCCGUGACCAGGGUACACUCCUCGACCUCGUCAACAUCGCCCGCGCCGAAAACGGCGUGAUGGACGAGCAACUAGCCAUGUUCUUCACCGUCGAACUCUUCCGCACCGUCGAAGCGCUCCAUGCCAAAGGCAUCAUCCACGGCGACCUCAAAGCAGACAACAUCCUUGUACGCUUCGACGCUCUGCAGAAGGGCGAAUGGGACUCAGUCUACCAGCGUGAUGGCCGUGACGGCUGGGCAUCCAAGGGUAUCUCGCUCAUCGACUUCGGUCGUGGCAUCGACAUGAAGGCAUUCAAGCCGGAUGUACAGUUCAUCGCCGACUGGCCCACUACCGAAGCGGACUGUGCCGAGAUGCGCGAAGCGCGUCCUUGGACAUAUCAGAUCGACUACCACGGCCUAGCAGGCAUCGUGCACAACCUGCUUUUCGGGAAGUAUAUCUCUACUGUUGCCGAAAAGGGGGCGGGGCUCGGUGCUGGCGCGACAAAGACAUACAAGAUUAAAGAGACUCUGAAGAGGUACUGGCAGACGGAGAUUUGGCAUGAGUGCCUGGAUUUGCUGCUCAAUCCGCUGAUGCAUAUGGAGGAUGAGGAGGGCAGGAAAUUGCCUGUGUUGAAGGGAAUGAAAGAGGUCAGGGAGAAGAUGGAAGCGCAUUUAGAGAGCAAUUGCGAGAAGGGGAUUGGGUUGAAGGCCUUGGUGAGGAAGAUGGAGGAGGCUGUGAAGAAGAGGUGAUUGUGAAUUUCGGUAUUUAGAUGGAUUGGCGUCGACGUGCUUGCAUGGCGUUUGGGUGGAGAUGAUACCUACGA
Molecule: messenger RNA, 4100 nt
Organism: Macroventuria anomochaeta
Lineage: Eukaryota; Fungi; Ascomycota; Dothideomycetes; Pleosporales; Didymellaceae
Exons: 3
Coding region: 217-4026 (1269 amino acids)
Biological process (GO): protein phosphorylation; mitotic spindle assembly checkpoint signaling; meiotic sister chromatid cohesion, centromeric
Molecular function (GO): ATP binding; protein kinase activity
Source: RefSeq, a predicted model, not a curated record